Messenger RNA from Helicoverpa armigera (cotton bollworm), 3042 nucleotides. RefSeq lists its product as uncharacterized. Lineage: Eukaryota; Metazoa; Arthropoda; Insecta; Lepidoptera; Noctuidae. The coding region runs from base 1 to 3042 and encodes 1013 amino acids. Gene Ontology annotation, molecular function: catalytic activity. The record is from RefSeq and is a predicted model, not a curated record. The transcript has 2 exons.
AUGGUUAACCGCGACCGUCUGGUCACCAAUCAAUGCGGUCGAAAGAAUAGUCAAAUAUACAAUAAGAAAAUCAAUAUAGCAGCUUGGAAUGUAAGAACACUUCUGGACAACGAUAACAACAUCUGCCCAGAGCGCAAGACAGCGCUAAUAGCUCGUGAGCUCUCCCGGUACAACAUCGACAUUGCAGCAAUAAGCGAAACUCACCUAGCUGACAGUGGAGAACUUUGCGAGGAACUAGGUGGAUUCACUUACUUUUGGUCAGGGAAGCCAAGUGGCGUUGGAUUCGCGAUCAAGAACAGCAUCGCCCGCUCCCUGGUAGAACCUCCGAAAGGCUUAAGUGAUAGAAUCAUUACUCUUCGACUUCAUACAUCAGCAAAGAAGUUCGUCCACCUAGUGAGUGUCUACGCACCAACCAUGACCUGCUCUGAUGAGGAAAAGCGGAAGUUCUAUGACCAUCUUCGAAUGGUUCUCCUUAGCAUUCCUCAAUGCGAUAAGAUUAUUCUUCUCGGAGACUUUAAUGCGCGUGUCGGUACAGAGUAUCUCGCCUGGAAAAACGUACUUGGGAGGCACGGCAUUGGAAAAUGCAACUCUAAUGGCUAUGCCCUACUUGCCUUAUGUGCGGAAUUAGAACUCAGCAUAACCAAUACGUUUUUUCGGUUGCCUGAUAAAUAUAAAACAUCCUGGAUGCAUCCUCGUUCAAGGCACUGGCACCUCCUUGAUUAUGUCAUAGUCCGAAGGAAUGACCUGAAAGAUGUACUUAUUACCAGAGCAAUGCGAGGUGCUCAGGGCUGGACGGAUCAUCGGCUUAUCAGAUGCAAAAUGAGGCUCAAUAUCAAACCUCCACAUAGAGCAGAACAUAAGAUACCAGCUAGGCUGGCGUUUUCGAAACUAGUUCUGGACGUGGAUAUUAGAAAAGAACUUGACAAAAAAUUUGGGGAUACUGCAUCUGACUCUGACUCUGUAGACAAUCCGACAAUUGACGCUGAAUGGCGUUGUUUCGCUGAUAACCUGCACAAGGUCUCGAAACUGGUUAUUGGCAGGGUGCAAAAGAAGAAUCAAGACUGGUUUGAUGAUUCUGAUACGGAAUUACGACAACUUGUUGGAGAGUUUCGAUGCUCUCUGAGAAGCGCCCACAGUAACCAAGAGCGCAAUGCACUUCAUCAAGUCCUUAAGAGGAAAGUGCGUGAAUUGAAAAAUGAAUGGUGGCUGGCUAAGGCCCAAGACUUACAACGUUUGGCAGAUACCAAUCAAACUGCUAGAUUUUUCGAAAGCCUCAGAACAAUAUAUGGCCCCCGUUGUUAUGACAGUCUUCCUUCAGAAGUUUAUAAAUACGGAGGGAAAAAUAUUAAGACCAGACUGUUUGAACUUGUGCUGCACAUAUGGGACGCGGAAAUAGUUCCACAAGACUGGAAGGAUGCUCUUAUAAGCAAACUCUACAAGGGCAAAGGUGACCUUUCCGACUGUAGUUGCUACAGAGGUAUCGCCCUGCUAUCUGCGGCUGGCAAGGUACUGGCGCAUGUCAUCAAUAGCCGCCUCGUCAAGCUAGCUGAGAGCUUCCUACCAGAAAGCCAGUGUGGUUUUCGUCCAAAUAGAGGCACAGUUGACGCUAUUUUUGUGUUAAAACAGCUUCAGGAAAAGUGCCUUGAACAGCAUCGUGACCUCUAUUUGUGUUUUGUGGAUCUAGAGAAGGCUUUUGACCGGGUUCCAAGGUCCGCUUUAUGGGUUGUCCUUGAAAAACGUGGAUGUCCACCAAAAUUUGUUAGCUUGGUACGCCAAUUUCACGAAGGCAUGUUUGCACGCGUACGCCACGAGGACAAACUUACGGAACAAUUCCCGGUCACUAGCGGCGUCAAGCAAGGCUGUGUCAUGGCACCGACACUCUUUGCCAUUUACUUCUCUGCGGUAAUGAGCGAUGCUCUAGUUAAAUGUAGGAAUAAGAUCACCCUCAAUGUCCGCAUGGACAAGAGCGUCUUUGACAUCUCACGCUUCCGAGCAAAACGCAGGAUCUCCACGGUUCCUGUUGCGGAGAUUCAAUAUGCUGAUGAUGUCUGCCUUAUGGCCAGUAGUGUCCAAGAUCUUCAGGAAUAUCUUGACUAUUUGGACGAAUCGUGUCGCAAAUUUGGCUUGGUAAUCAGUGCUUCAAAGACUCAGAUUCUUAAACAGCCUGCAAGGAAAACAUCUGCAGAUGACACGCCUGUUUACCUAAGCGGGAAACCUUUGGAGGAAGUGGGAUCCUUUCGAUACCUUGGCAGUCUCGUACGCAGCGACAACCGUCUCGAGUCUGAGAUAUCUGCAAGGAUCGCUAAGGCUGCAGCAGCUUUUGGCGGACUUAAUCACCGUGUAUGGAAGUCCCAUGAUCUCAAAUUAGUCACUAAGCUAGCUGUAUACAAAGCCAUUAUACUACCUUUGCUUUUGUAUUCCUCGGAGACUUGGUGCCUUUACAAAGGUGACAUCAAACGCCUCGACGUCUUCCAUCUUAAAUGUCUCCGGGCUAUUCUUCGUAUUCGCUGGCAAGAUCGGAUUUCCAACACGGAGGUUCUCCGUCGAUCGUCUAUGUCAGGUAUAGAGAGUUUCCUGAUGAAGGGACAAUUGCGCUGGUGCGGUCACCUUGUACGUAUGGAGUCCUCCAGAUUGCCUAAGACCGUUUUUUACUCUGAGCUCAGUACUGGCAAACGCCAAUCUGGAGGGCAAUAUUUGCGAUACAGGGACGUACUAAAGCGCCACCUAAGAACAGUUGGCUUAUCGCCAACCUCAUGGGAACAAGUAGCGACCCAAAGACCUGAGUGGCGCAGAGCUGUUCAUAAGAGCGUACAGGAUUUUGAACAGCGGCGUCUUGAAGCCUUAGACGCUAAACGCCAGCUCCAAAAAUCCCGCCCCAAGCCCUCCUAUACCUACACUUACAAUGCGCAAGGGCAACUCUACUGCGCUAUUUGUGACCGCGUGUUCAAGGCAAAGUUUGGUUUCGCGAGUCAUGUACGAGCCCAUGAACGAAACCAAACUGCCGAUAUAUGCCAGGGUGUCGCCGUCGACGGAAUCGUCUAG